AUGAAAGCUUCAUUAAUACAACACGUAUCAUGUCCAGAGAAAAAGUAUAUGAUAGAAAUGUCACAAAAUAACGUUACACAGUCUAAGAAAGAUUAUGAAACACUUCAAGACAUUGAUGCCACCAACGAAGGUGUAUCUGAGACAACAAUCGCUAUUACAAAUGCUAGUACCGCUCCUUUGAAUGAUUUGGAAGAAACCAUUGUUGAUAAUUCUGUUAACAACACUGAUACUAUUCACACCACUGCCAUCACUAGUACUGCCUUGGUUAGCAGUAACAAGAGGGAAAAAAAAAUACCACUGAAUUUGAAUAUACUGGGUUAA
Messenger RNA from Saccharomycodes ludwigii, 321 nucleotides. RefSeq lists its product as uncharacterized. NCBI's taxonomy places the organism in Eukaryota, Fungi, Ascomycota, Saccharomycetes, Saccharomycodales, Saccharomycodaceae. The record is from RefSeq and is a predicted model, not a curated record. The coding region runs from base 1 to 321 and encodes 106 amino acids. The transcript has a single exon.